UUUCAUUCACACAUAUUUGAGUACUCUUUUAGUAAUAACAGUAGAAGAAGAAAGUUAGACCGGAAGUUGUUAGUCAGGCCUCCCUUCAUCAAAAUAGUCACUUUUCUAUUCUGCUGUUUCUCUUUUGGUGUUUGUUUAAGCGUCGCCUGGAAGUAUUACAUGAUAAUCCUUCAAUUUUCUCCGUGAAUCCUCGACUUCCGGCCGGCCCCCAGCUGAUGCCAGACCCCUGCCUCACUCUCUCUCCCGGCCCCCUCCCUCCCGCUGGAGCUCGCUGCCUCUCGCCCCGAUCCGCGUCUCUUUCUCGGUGUGUGCUGUGAGAUUCGACCGGAGGCAGAAUGGACAUCGUAAAUCAGCUGGUGGCCCAGGGUCAGUUCAGAGUCAUCAAAGUCCCUCUGGGCUUCAUCAAGGUCCUGGAAUGGUUUUUCGCGAUCUUUGCCUUCUCCACCUGUGGCAGUUACUCGGGGAUGUUCCGGAUGGCCGUGGAGUGUAAAAACCGCACAGAGAGUGACCUGAAAAUCGAGGUGGAGUUUGAGUAUCCAUUCAGACUGCACCAGGUGUACUUCGACGCCCCCACUUGUCGGGGAGGGAACACAGAGCGGUGUUUCCUGGUGGGAGAUUACUCUUCUUCAGCCGAGUUCUUUGUGACGAUCGGAGUGUUUGCUUUCCUCUAUGCCUCUGCUGCUCUCAGCGUCUAUGUCUUCUUCUACGAGAAGUACAAGGAGAGCAACAAAGGACCCCUCAUUGACCUCGGUGUGACUGCGUUCUUCGCCUUCAUGUGGCUGGUUUCUUCUGCUGCUUGGGCCAAGGGUUUGUCUGAUGUGAAAACAGCCACAGACCCGGAGAAGGUGGUGACUCUGAUCCAGGCCUGUGACAAUGAAGCCAACCGCUGUAAAGAAGUGCACGACCCCGUCAUGUCCGGACUCAACACCUCUGUGGCAUUUGGCUUCAUAAACCUGGUGUUGUGGGCUGGAAACCUCUGGUUCGUCUUUAAGGAGACUGGAAUCAUCGCCCCGUUCAUGAGAGCUCCUCCUCCUCAGACCAAACCUGCUCCAGACGCAUACGGCCAACAGGGGGCGUAUGAGCAGGACCCCUAUGCCUCAGGACAGGGGGGUUACCAGCCUGACUACAACCAGCAAGGAUACAACCAGGAUGCAGAGUACGGACAGGGCUAUGGCCAACAGGGGGCGCCCACCUCAUUCUCCAAUCAGAUGUGAGCCUAGAAUUCGCACAGACAGAAAGCGUUGGAGUGAAGAAGCACCACUGGGCUACAGCCUGCUCCGCUUCUCUCUGUUCUGUCUGUUCUGAGAGUUUGGGGUUAUGGAGAUUUGGGUGGGGGUUGGGUCUGGGGUCUGGGAGGGGGGUACAAAUUGGUGUGGUUCAGGGUUUGGGGUUUUUGCCUUGGGUGGGUGGGACCUUUAGAUGUUCACUAUAAUCAAUGUGUAAAUGACUAAAGCACCAAAAGUCCAGCCCAGUGCGUGUAUAGAUGAUAAUGUUAUUGAUAUGAACUAUGGGCGAAUGUAUGUUUGUGACAGAUGUUCUAUAUUAUCUAAUAGCAGCGUUUAUUUCAAUAAGCCACGCCCCCGGGUUAUUCAGAUGAGGCGAAGUAGGUCAGACUGGGCUCAAAAAAAGAAAAAGUGGCAGGUGCAGAGCUGGAGAGGACGACAGGUGCAGAGCUGGAGCAAAGAUGUUUCUAGAUAGAGUAUGAUGCUGAUUUCUAUCUUACAUCCAUAGACUGUAUAAAGAAGUGGACAAAGUGAGUGUGACUUCACCCAUAGACUUUAUCUCCAGUCAAAUAAAGCUCACAGGGGCUAGCAGUUAUAAGAGCAGAGCUGGAGCCAUGUCCAGAUUAGAAAUAGGAAUUUAUUUAUGGGCAAAUGAAAAUGAAAACACCAGGAUCAUGUAGAGUGGAUUAAUAUGAACAUUUUAAGACCCAAAAUUCGAGGUUGACAGCAGCAGCUACAAAAGCAGUGACAAUUUUCAAGAGUCAGUGGAGCCAGAAGUGCCCCCAUCUUCACUUCCUAAUCGGAAUGCGGCAUCUAUUGGGUUAGCUAUGUUUAUAUCAGGGGUCAUCAAACUAAGGCCUGCGGGCUGACUCUGGCCCUCCCACCACCUGAACUGGCCCCAUAAGGCAAUCCUCAAAACUUUAUGGCUUAUUUUUUUAUAUACUUUUUGGCAAAUAAUAACAUUGUAUUUUGUUGAUUUUUUCAGUAAUAAAAUGGUAUUUAUAUGAAGAAUUUAUAUUUAUAUUUAACUGAUUAUAUGACAUAUUUACAUUUUGCUCAAGAUCAAAAAGUGUCAACGCACGCAUAGAGUUUUGUAGUGCAGUUAAGGACCGCAAAAUGGCUUGUGUUAAAAUAUAAAAAGUUAACAAACAGUGCUGAGUUUUCAAAGAACAGUGGACGACUGAUUUUUUAUUUAUUUUUGUUCAGUAUAAGGACCGUGCAGUUUGUCUGAUAUGUAAAAAAAAGUGUGACAGUUUUCAAAGAAUAUAAUCUGCGUCAUCAGGGUCAAACAAUUCUGUUAUACGGCCGACCAGACCCUGGCCCCCCAUCACAGUCAGGAGUGAUAAUGUGGCCCCCAGAGAAAAAAGUUUGGUGACCCCUGAUUUAUAUAAACAGUCUAUGCUUACAUAAUUUCUCUAUAUUUCCAGAUUGAGACAAACUGGAGACGUUGAGGAGAUAGAAUAGAAACAACACCAGCUCUAAACCUACCACUGCCUCAAACAGCUUCCUGUUUUUUAUUUAUUUUUGUUUCUGAUAAGUCAUGUGUGCUGCAUGUAAAUAUAAUAAGGAAGUGAUGUCAUUCAGCCCAUGUUUGAACCCAGUCUGAUCCUAACUUCCUGCUGGAUCCAAAAUGGCCGCCAGUUUCAAAGUUUUGCCCUGUCUCUGCUGUGUGUUACAUUCCUCUGAAGAGACGUCCCGCUCAACAACUACAAAAUGUCUUUAUUUUAAUAUUAAAUUGUACAAACUUUAUAAUAUCAAAUGAUCUUUAUCGAUUAAGAAUAAUAUCGUGGUCAGUUGCGGGUAUAAAAAAUGUACAGCCUAGUUUUAAAGCUGAGAAUAUUAGAAGACUUCAACUCCCAUGAUGCACCUGAACAACACAAAUAUGCACAAUAUUUAUUUUUUAGAGUAACUUUUGGUGGAGGAUUCAUCACCUGUUUCUCUUCAGAGGUGUUGCCCUAAAUGUUCCACAGUAUGUCAUUAUAGUAAUUUAUCUCUACAGUAACAGCUGGUGAUGCUACAGGGCUAGGUUACAUGUCAGAUCUGUGGAGAGGCGAGCCCACUCCUCACAGUAAGAAUGCAAGUUUUGAAGCCUAUAAAAACUUGGUUAGAUGGAUAUGUUGAAUGCCAUACCGGGACAUUCCAGACAAAGCAACGACAUCUCCAUGGAGACAAGCAGAUGAGAGACCCUCCACCAGAAAAGUUACACAGUGCACCUUUAAUUUAAAACAGGCUGAAUUAGUAGUUAAUAUUACAGAAAAACAUAGAGAAAAUGUCAAUCAUGUCUUUUAUAAGUUCUAAGAGUUGUCGUGACUUGAAGCCUGAAUAAACUUAUAUUUAAAAAAAUCACCAAGACAUUUAAAAGAAUGUCUGUAUCAUUUAUUGCACUUUAAGUUGUAAAAUAUUUAUUUAAAAAAAUAAAUUGUUGAGCGGGACUUCCCUGUUUCUGCCAAACCCAGUGUUGUGACUGGUGGAGUCCUGGGCCAAUCAGCUUCCAGCUCGUGUGGUUGAUGGAUGGAUUUUGGGGAAGUGGUGCAUGGUGCUGUGUUUCUGCUCGUGUUGUAAAAUUUCAGAGUGUCAGUGAACUGCCCCCUCCCCUCUGACUGAGAGAUACAUCCUUAUUUUACGUUAAUUUCAUUUAUUUAUUUAUUUUAACUCUCCAGUUAAUAUAAUAAAUUUGAAGGGACAUAAAUCUAAAGAUACUAGGUUGUAAAGGGAAAUUAUUUAGUAUUAUUAGAUUAUUUUUGUUAUGCUUUUCCAAGUUCUUAAAUUCUCAAAGGUGUAUUGUGUAACUUUUUGGUUGUUGGUUGUUAUUGCUCUGCCUGAAUGUUCCACAGUAUGACUUUAAACAGCUCUUAUUCAAUUACAGGUGGUUUUAUAGCUCAAAAAUGCCUAUUAAAACAGGCAUUCUGACACAGAUCUGACCCCUAACUUGGUCUGGUUUGGUUUCCAUGAAGAUAGGAUGGUUUAAUGCCAUACUGUGAAACAUCUUAGACCAAGCAAUAAUGUUUCCAUGGAGAAAAUCAGCCAGAAAAGUUACUCAAUGCACCUUUAAGGGAAGGAAAUCAAUUUUACUCCUGGAAUUAGAAAUAAGGGAUGGACAAGAUUGCAAUAUUAGGGAUGUACAAAGUAUCUGUUACCAGCAAGAAUGGGUGGUGAAAUUAAGUUCAAACUGCCUCCUUCCUUCCUUUUUACACUUUUGGCGUAUGUGUGAUGUCAUUUCCUGUGUCUCCACCCGUAACCAUGGUGAAAGUGUUUUAUUAUUACGGUUUAUUAUUUCUCUAAUAUUUAUGAUGUCACUGAAUACUGCAGCUGAUUUGUCGAUUUCUUGAGUUUACGUUAAUGAUGUCACUGAUAACUGCAGCUGAUUGGUUUGUGUGACUUGUUGCUAUGGAGACGCCCCACCCCCCCUUC
Boleophthalmus pectinirostris (great blue-spotted mudskipper) is the source of this 4634-nucleotide messenger RNA. RefSeq names its product synaptophysin-like. The record is from RefSeq and is a predicted model, not a curated record. The transcript has 9 exons. Lineage: Eukaryota; Metazoa; Chordata; Actinopteri; Gobiiformes; Gobiidae. Gene Ontology annotation, cellular component: presynaptic active zone; synaptic vesicle; synaptic vesicle membrane. Bases 336 to 1214 code for a protein of 292 amino acids.